ACACAUAAACGCUGUUUGGAAUCCUUCGGGCAAUUACAGUAAGCAUCAUGGACAACGAUCUCCACAAUAACGAGGACAACCAGGCGGUGAUGCCAACAGACAAGGCGCUCCUUGAAGCUCGCCUUCGCGCACUGACCGAGGAGUGGGGGCUGUCCCCACUUGGGCAGAACAUUGCAUUUUUGUGGCUGUCCAAAGCCGCCACAGAUGACACGGGCAAACUCACCCGGCUGCGUCAAUGGGCCCUCAUGGAGCUCAACAAACAACGCCGCCCUCCCAACAUGUCCCCAUGGCAGUAUGGAUGUCCCAGUCUCUUGCCAGGGCUUCGAUCACGACCUGUGUGGGACGAAGACAUGCGGACAACGUUUCCAUGGAUCCAUGCACUCGAAGCCGCGUUUCCUGCCAUUCGAGACGAAUUGCUCGCACUCAAGAACGAUCCGUCGACGUUUCAGCCGUACCGCGCUCCUUCGUGGGCCGGAGUGAAACAGGCCGACGACGGCAUUGGCAGCAUCAGCCAUGACGCUGGCGACUGGAACGUCUACUAUCUGCACCUCCACGACGUCGACUACGCCGCCAACCGCCGGCGGUGUCCGGUUACCACGGCCGUGGUGGAGUCCAUUGGAGGCCACUACAACCACGCGUUCUUCUCGGCGAUGGCGCCGCAGACCCACAUCACUAAGCACCAUGGCCCGACCAACAAGAAGCUCCGAUGCCACCUUCCAUUGGUCGUGCCUUCUCCCGACUCGUGUCGGCUGCGCGUCGGGGACGACGUCGUGUCCGUCCGCGAAGGCGAGUGCUUUGUCUUUGACGAUUCCUUCGAACACGAAGCCUGGAACGACCACAUGACCAAGAGCCGCAUCGUGCUAGUCCUGGACGUGUGGCACCCGUCGCUGUCGGCGCCAGAGACCAAGUUCUUCAAGUUCCUGCAAAAGGCCCGCCUGAAAGCCGAGCGAAAACUCGCGGAAGACGACGUCGAUGGCUUCUACCACAUCCUCAACGAGGCCACCCACGUCACGCCAAACCCACUGGCAAUUUGGAGCUGACCCAGUAGAUACACCUUGAAAUGACAACAACAUCCAUUGCAAUUCCGUCGUAAGAUGACCG
Messenger RNA from Aphanomyces astaci, 1101 nucleotides. RefSeq lists its product as hypothetical. The transcript has 2 exons. The coding region runs from base 48 to 1040 and encodes 330 amino acids. NCBI's taxonomy places the organism in Eukaryota, Oomycota, Saprolegniomycetes, Saprolegniales, Verrucalvaceae. The record is from RefSeq and is a predicted model, not a curated record.